Xylona heveae TC161 is the source of this 460-nucleotide messenger RNA. RefSeq lists its product as hypothetical. Lineage: Eukaryota; Fungi; Ascomycota; Xylonomycetes; Xylonales; Xylonaceae. The record is from RefSeq and is a predicted model, not a curated record. Bases 141 to 398 code for a protein of 85 amino acids. The transcript has a single exon.
CGUUGGUAUUGACGUUGGUAUUGGCGUUAGUAUAGUAGUGGCAUUACCACUGGGCAUGCAUUUCCGGAAACGGGACAUCGGAUUCGAUUUGAUUCAAUUCAAUUCAUCUUUUUUCUUUUGUUUGUUUCUCUAGUGAACGAAUGCAGAUGAACCUUUGUUCACCUCGACGUGGACGUGGACCUCGACGUGGACUUGGAAUUGGACCUGGAAUUGGACCUGGAAUUGGACCUGGAAUUGGACCUGGAAUUGGACCUGCAUGUAAAAUUACAAAUGAAGACGUAGACUUAAACUUAGACUAUAGACUGAGCAAGAGAUGCACUACUACUACCACCACCACUAUCAACGCCAUCCGUUCACAGUAUUUUAAUAUAGUAUCUGAAUAUGGUAUCUCAUUAUAGUAUUUCAGAAAUAAAAAUAAAAAAGAAAAGAGAGAGAGGGGGGGGGGGGGGGGGAGUGAGAG